AGAUUGACCCAAACACUAAGAAGAACUGGGUUCCCACCAGCAAGCAUGCUGUUACUGUGUCCUACUUCUAUGACAGCACAAGAAAUGUCUAUAGGAUAAUUAGUUUGGAUGGCUCAAAGGCAAUAAUAAACAGCACCAUCACCCCAAACAUGACAUUUACUAAAACAUCCCAGAAGUUUGGCCAGUGGGCAGACAGCAGGGCAAAUACGGUCUAUGGCUUGGGAUUUUCAUCUGAACAUCACCUUUCAAAAUUUGCUGAAAAAUUUCAGGAGUUCAAAGAAGCUGCUCGAAUAGCAAAGGAAAAAUCCCAUGAAAAGAUGGAGCUAACAAGUACACCCUCUCAAGAAUCAGCUGGAGGGGAUAUUCAAUCUCCUUUAACUCCGGAAAGCAUUAACGGGACAGAUGAUGAGCGAGCGAUGCCAGAAGUGACGCAGAACUCAGAACCAAGGGCUGAACCAACACAGAACGCAUUGCCAUUUACCCAUAGUUCGACAAUCAGCAAGCAUUGGGAGGCAGAACUGGCCACACUCAAGGGUAAUAAUGCUAAGCUCACAGCAGCCCUGCUGGAGUCCACUGCCAAUGUGAAACAAUGGAAACAGCAACUUGCUGCAUAUCAGGAGGAAGCAGAACGUCUUCAUAAGCGGGUGACUGAGCUAGAGUGUGUGAGCAGUCAAGCCAAUGCCGUCCACACACACAAAACAGAAUUAAACCAGACAAUACAGGAAUUAGAGUCUACACUGAAGAAAAAAGAAGAGGAAAUAGAAGGAUUGAAACAAGAAAUUGAAAAUGCCAGAGAGCUCCAGGCACAAAGGGAUUCUCUGACCCAGAAGUUACAGGAAGUAGAAAUUCGAAACAAAGACCUGGAAGGACAGCUGUCUGAUCUAGAGCAACGUCUGGAGAAAAGUCAGAAUGAGCAAGAAGCUUUUCGCAAUAACUUGAAGACACUUUUAGAAAUCCUUGAUGGAAAAAUAUUUGAACUAACAGAAUUACGAGAUAACUUGGCCAAGCUAAUAGAAUGCAGUUAA
This is a messenger RNA of Cinclus cinclus, 1025 nucleotides long. RefSeq names its product homer scaffold protein 1 (gene HOMER1). Gene Ontology annotation, cellular component: cytoplasm; postsynaptic density; dendrite. The coding region runs from base 150 to 1025 and encodes 291 amino acids. The record is from RefSeq and is a predicted model, not a curated record. The transcript has 8 exons. Gene Ontology annotation, biological process: G protein-coupled glutamate receptor signaling pathway; regulation of store-operated calcium entry. NCBI's taxonomy places the organism in Eukaryota, Metazoa, Chordata, Aves, Passeriformes, Cinclidae. Gene Ontology annotation, molecular function: G protein-coupled glutamate receptor binding.